Molecule: messenger RNA, 2884 nt
Organism: Branchiostoma belcheri (Belcher's lancelet)
Lineage: Eukaryota; Metazoa; Chordata; Leptocardii; Amphioxiformes; Branchiostomatidae
Product: probable E3 ubiquitin-protein ligase HECTD2
Exons: 21
Biological process (GO): protein polyubiquitination
Molecular function (GO): ubiquitin protein ligase activity
Source: RefSeq, a predicted model, not a curated record
CUCAUUCUCACCCAACAUUCCAAGACGGUGUCCCGGUGUAUUUUGAAGUCGUACCUUGACGUUUGUUGAUGUCUAAAUUGUCGUUUACAUGCACGUACGAGCACCAUGUAAGUGUUGGGCAAUAGCAUAACGUUUUAUUCGUGUAAUCUGACCGAAAUGUGAUUGCUAUGCAAGACGUUAAGUUCAGGACAGCGCAGGAACUGGCGAACGGUCUUGUCGUCGUGGGACGACAAAUAAUUUUUCCUCAGGACCACUUCUUCUGCACAACAAAGAAAGUGCGGCGAAUCGGGAGGUAAUGAGCUCUUCUCAAGUGGGACAACCGCAGCUGAGGCCGAGCACCGUCGCCUGCGGUCAGGAUGAAACGGCGAUUUCUGAGGAAAAGUUAGCGGCGGGGGAAGGAGGAAGGGGUCUAGCGGAGGGGAGGGCUAGCUCGGCUCGACUCCCGGCCAACAACAACACACCGCCGAGCGCCACGGAAGGUUGCACCGCUGGCUCGGGACUUCUGCCUCCUAUCUCCGCCACAACUAGCAAGGUGAUGGAGACAGAAGAGCAGAGGAAAACACACCGGCCUUUUGCCAAGAUCAGCAACUUUCUCAGCGCCCUGCGGACACGUGGGGGGAAGGAAGGGGAGGAAAAAUCAGUCAGAAAAGGUUCUGGAAGAAGACGUUAUGUGGGUAACCUGCCGCCCAUCCAACCCCCUCCUACACCAUGUCCCGCACAACUCACUGCUCCCCCCACCACCCCAGUAAGGACGUCACCCACACAGCAACAACAGCAGCAGCAAAGUCCUGCAAAAUCACCUCAACCCAUCGUCAUCAGGAAAACACUACAGGAGUUCAAGGAUGAUGCUGCCCAAGCCCACUCUUCUGGCAGCUUCAAAACCCUUCAGGAAUUUUACUCCACUUCCUUCGACUCUUUCUACCAGCUUGUUGGGGCUUUUCAGGAGGAAAGUUCGAUAACAAGAAACCCUACAGAACACCCAGGGGUGACUGUCCAACUCCUGGAUGCUGUUUAUAGUGAACUUAUGGAAUUGCCACAAGAUAUUCAAAAGGUUGUUCUCAGGGGAAUAGUAAACAGCCUUCUUCAAAAAGAUAUUAAAGGCCCCAGAAGCUACAAUGACUUGCGAGCUUACUUCAUACUGAUACAGAACCCCCAGUUCAGCCAUGUGAAGACUUACGUCAUCUUUGCCCACCUGAUCAGACACCUGGCGCACCUGGAGGACAGGGAACACCAGGUGCUGGUCGGCUGGAUGAGAAGGUAAUACUCCAGAUUGCCUGCUGUUCAAUUCCGUGACAUCGUUGACCGCCUGCUCCAGUUCAUCUCAGUACGGCUGUUCCCCCCGAAGCAGGACGAGCUGCCUCCCCUCACCAAAUGUGGCUGGUGGAUUCCCUCCGCCACCAAAGUCCUGGCUCUCUUCAAUGCUGCUAACAACAUUUGUGUGCCGAUGAAGAUUCCCCACUCCCACUUCUACAACAGUGCCUUGGACCACAUAGACCUGAUGGCAGAGUACAUGGCCUGGCAAAACCCUGCCACACACCCAGGGUUUUCGUUUUGCCAGUACCCCUACAUCCUCAGUAUAGCAGCCAAAAGAAAAAUCUUACAGAGAGACUCUGAACACCAAAUGAUCAUGAAUGCUAGGAGGAGUCUUGUACAGAAGGUGCAGAGGAGACAGAUGCCAGACAUGGGCAUGUUAUUCCUCAACCUGAACGUCAGGAGGUCCCAGCUGGUCUCAGACUCUGUCAAUGAGAUCAUGCAGAAAAGAGGAGACCUCAAGAAGAAACUGAAGGUGAAUUUUGUGGGAGAGCCGGGGCUGGACAUGGGGGGCCUCACCAAGGAGUGGUUCCUUCUCCUGCUUAAACAGAUCUUCCAGCCAGAAUACGGGAUGUUCACGUAUGAUGACAAGGCCCACUGUUACUGGUUCAGCAGUAUCAAAGUGGACAACUACUCAGAGUUUCAUCUGGUUGGAGUUUUGAUGGGCCUUGCUGUGUACAACAGCAUCAUCCUGGACAUGCGUUUCCCACCCUGCUGCUACAAGAAGCUGCUGUCCCCCGCUGUCGUGCCGUACGGGAACCCUCGCGCUCGCGUCGGCCUCGUUAGUCUCAGUGUGGACGACCUGCAGCAGACCAUGCCGGACCUCGCUCGUGGUUUGAAGGAGCUGCUUGAGUAUGAAGGCAACGUGGAGGAAGAUCUCUGCAUGACAUUCCAGGUUUCAAGAACAGAGUUUGGAAUUGUUAGAACAAUGAACUUGAAGCCUGGAGGGGACAAGAUACCGGUUACAAAUGAAAACAGGGCAGAGUUUGUACAGUCCUACGUCAACUGGAUUUUGAAUGAGUCCAUCUACCACCAGUUCAGUGCUUUCUAUUAUGGUUUCCACGGUGUCUGUGCCUCCAAUGCACUAUUGCUCCUGCGGCCAGAGGAGGUGGAGACCCUGGUGUGUGGGUCUCCAGAACUGGACAUGUUUGCCCUGAUGAGGGUCACAGAGUACGAGGGCUACUCCAGAAAUGACCCAACCAUCAAGGCGUUCUGGGAGGUUGUGCUGUUCAUGCCGGAGCCUCUGCAGAAGAAGUUCCUGCUGUUCUGUACCGGCAGCGACCGGAUUCCUGUCGGAGGGAUGGCCGAGAUGGUCUUCAAGAUCGUCAGGAUUAACUCCUCCCUCAACAUGUUGCCGAUUGCCCACACUUGUUUCAACCAGCUGUGCCUUCCUCCCUACAAGAGCAAGAAACAUCUGGCCCAGAAACUCCUCAUCGCCAUUCAGAACGCUGAAGGGUUCGGCCUGGAGUGAGGGACACAAGAGUCCUUAAGGAGGGGGGGGGGGGCAGAUGCAGUGCUUGUAUUAAGCCACUGUAGUGUAGUGAGGCACAGGAAGGUGAACUUUAAUUGCAUC